CGGCCCUGCACCCCCCGCACCCAUCAGCACCAGGCCCGGAUUUGCUUAUACUUCACAAGAAUCAUGCCGCUUCCAGAUACUAUGUUCUGUGCCCAGCAAAUAAAUAUUCCCCCAGAACUCCCAGAUAUACUGAAACAGUUCACGAAAGCCGCUAUUCGGACUCAACCAACGGAUGUGCUGCAGUGGUCAGCUGGGUACUUCUCAGCUUUGUCCAAAGGAUACGCACUUCCUGUAAAAGACAGAAUGGAAAUGCCUGUGGCAACUCAGAAAACGGACACGGGACUGACGCCAGGACUCCUCAAAGUGUUACACAAACAGCUCUCUUCAAAGGGCGAAGUGGAAAUACCAGAACUGGAGGAGAAAUGGAAAGUUCUGUGUUUGCCCAUUGAGAAACUGAGAUUCAUUCUACAACUGGGUGACUUUAAAACCAAAGUAGAGUGGAUGAAAUUUCUAGCACUCGGAUGUAGCGCACUUGGUGGGACAAUAAGCAGUGCCCUGAAACAUGCCUGUGAAAUUUUGACCACCGACCCAGAGGGAGGACCCGCUCGUAUUCCAUUUGAGACCUUUGCCUUUAUCUACAAAUAUCUGGCUCAAUUAGAUGGAGAAAUAUGUCCAGCUGAUACUGAAUCUUUCCUGAAUACUCUUAAGGAACAAGUGGCACUAAAGAAGGAUGGCCUGAUAGGAGUUUCAGAUUUCCUCAUUUCGAGAAAGAAGGUUUAGAGAAGAGUGAAAAUAAUUUUCCAGAAAAUGUAUGGAAGAGAGCCCUUUUUUAAAAAAAUUACAAGUGCUAGGUACUAAAUACAUCUUUGAUUUGACUAGUA
Molecule: messenger RNA, 821 nt
Organism: Tachyglossus aculeatus (Australian echidna)
Lineage: Eukaryota; Metazoa; Chordata; Mammalia; Monotremata; Tachyglossidae
Gene: ROPN1L
Product: rhophilin associated tail protein 1 like
Exons: 6
Coding region: 64-720 (218 amino acids)
Source: RefSeq, a predicted model, not a curated record